This is a messenger RNA of Sporothrix schenckii 1099-18, 2385 nucleotides long. RefSeq names its product C6 finger domain protein. The transcript has 2 exons. NCBI's taxonomy places the organism in Eukaryota, Fungi, Ascomycota, Sordariomycetes, Ophiostomatales, Ophiostomataceae. The record is from RefSeq and is a predicted model, not a curated record. Gene Ontology annotation, biological process: regulation of DNA-templated transcription. Gene Ontology annotation, molecular function: zinc ion binding; DNA-binding transcription factor activity, RNA polymerase II-specific. The coding region runs from base 1 to 2385 and encodes 794 amino acids.
AUGGACUACUCACACACGUCUCCUCACAUGUCGCCGUCGGCUGCCUCGUCGGCUGCUGUUGAGCCCAAGACGGUUCGGUUUCAGCUGAUCUCGCCGGACUCACCGCACACCACGGCUCGCCUGCCCAUGCGGGUGCAAAUCUACCCCCAUGAUGCCACAGACUCGAUUGUCACUACUGUCAAGAACUUUUAUGGCCUGUACUCAAGCCCAACAAGCUCUAAGGGCGUCAGUUUUGAGGACGAGGCUGGCAAUACCAUGAUUGCCCGCUACGAGAACUUCCGCAACAACAUGGUGGUCUACGUGCGCGUCAUUGAAGAGCCAGCGCUGUCGCCCAGCGGCUAUGCCUCACGUAACUACCAAUCGCCCCCGGCGGUUGCCCAUGGCGCCAACCCGUCUGACCUGCCCUAUCCAAAUGGCGCGGAUGGCGGCCAUCCGCCGGCCAAUGGGUACUACCCUGGCCAUAGCGCUUCGUCGCUGCAGCAUUUCCACCACCUACAAGAGCAGCACGGCGAAUACAUCUCGCGCCCGGGCUCUCGCACGUCGCGCAAGCGCAGUGUGUCGCCGAACGGCAACCGCGGCCGUCGCAGUGACUCGGCUAGCACCAACUCCAAGAACCGCUCGCGCUCGUCCAAGAACCGCCAGCAGUCGGAUGCCUAUGGCCCCGACAGCAUGGCUGGUUACAGCAGCGGCGAUGGCGCUCCUGGCUCCAACAAUGGCAGAGCAAAGGAGCAGCAGCCCAUUGGAAACACCGACAUCAGCCUUGAAAACAUUGUCGAGGGCGGCCGUCGCAAGCGGGCCAAGUUCGAGAGCUCAGAACUUCCGCUUUUCGCUCCCCCGCAAAUGCCUGCGGCCACCUCAAAUCCCUCGGUGUCUCCUGCCCGUCGCUCCGACCAACGUCCUUCCCUUCCCUACGUCCACCCGGGCCAGAACCCCUUUAGCGGUGCUGGCGCCCUGCACUCGCCACAGCACUAUAACACACACUUUGGCCAAGGCGGCGUUUACGCCACACCGGGCUCCGACGGGCGCCGCACACGUGCAAGCAUUGGCUACCCCCACAACGGUGCUAAUGGCGGGAGCGUGGGUGUUCUUCCCACCCCCGAUCCAACUGUCAGCUCCAUGUCGGAGGAGGACAAGGACGUUGCCAUGCAGCUGAUGCGCCUCGGUGAGAUCUCAAACAUCUCCUACGGUCGCACGUCCACGUCCACCCAAGAUGAUACUUUCAGCGGCCGCGCUGAUGCCGCGUCGUCGACCGGUGCGACGAGCGACUCGGAGAGCGAGAGCGACGGUGAGAACAGCGAGGACUAUGAUGAUGGCGAGGAGGAGGUCGCCCCGCCUCACCGCAAGCAGAGACUGGAUCUGGAUGGGGCCAGCCGCAAGAUCUACCAGUCCGUGGAGCCCGCUGAUGACGACAACGCCGAUACCGAUUACAAGGAUAGUAUGCAGUUGCCUGGCCUCAUGGCCGCGCCCAAGCUGAAGAAGGUGACCAAGGCAAACGCUGCCAACGGUGGCGGCCCCAAGCAGGCUCGUCCGCAGGCUACGGCCACUUCCAAAAAGCCCAAGGCCAGCAAGGCCAAGGCUGCCAGCAACACCGUGCAGGUCCCUGGCGCAAACAGCGCGAAGACCCCCACCACCAAUGGUGCCGCCAAGAGCAAGAAGGCCAACGGUGCCGCCACUGCCAUCAGUGUGCCCAUGUCUCCGGCCUCGCUGCCGCCGUCGCGCAAGCUCUCCGUCUCCUCCACCGGUGGUCUGCCUCCCCCUCCUGCCGGGCCUGGUGCCAUUGCUGGCCCUGGAGGCGUCGUUGACGAGGACGUUGCAGAUCUCUCAAGCAAGCCCCGCUGCCAGCGCUGCCGCAAGAGCAAGAAGGGCUGCGAUCGCCAGCGCCCCUGUGGCCGUUGCCGGGAUGCCGGUAUUCCCGCCGAGCUGUGCAUCAGUGAAGACGAGGGCAAUGGACGUAAGGGCCGCUAUGGCCGGCACAUGGGCGUUCCCGUGAAGAACACGGCAGGCGGCGCCUCCUCUACGUCUAUGCAGCCGCCGCCGCCGCCGCCACCCCAGCAGCUGCUGCAGCUACCCCAGCAGGCGCCUGUCCCCCAGACGCAACACCACCAGUCGCCGCACAACUCUGUGCCGACGGCCAUCCCAUCGCCGUCUCACCAGGCUCCGCAUAUUCAGGCACCCAUUCAGCAGAUCACGCUGGCGCCACAGCUCCCACAGCUGCAGCAGAUCCUGCCGCCUCAGGUGCCCUCACAGCCUCAGCCGGGCCAGCAAGUCAAGACGUUACCCGCCCUUCUCCCGCCGGCUCACAUCUCCUCCACGCCUAUCAUCGCCCCCACGAUUCCGGCUCUGAUCGCAGCCAGCUCUGAAAAGAACAAGAAGCGCAAGCGGUAA